This is a messenger RNA of Bufo bufo (common toad), 1962 nucleotides long. Its product is annotated as gap junction beta-3 protein-like. The transcript is spliced from 2 exons. NCBI's taxonomy places the organism in Eukaryota, Metazoa, Chordata, Amphibia, Anura, Bufonidae. Gene Ontology annotation, cellular component: connexin complex. The record is from RefSeq and is a predicted model, not a curated record. Bases 106 to 912 code for a protein of 268 amino acids. Gene Ontology annotation, biological process: cell communication.
AAGAAACAUCUGAAGGAGACACGGCACUGUGGCUGUGCAACACUGUAAGACUGAAGUAUAUUAGGACACUUCUCUUCCCUUUGCCGUUCAGGCAGCUAACUCAGAAUGGAUUGGAAAACAUUCCAGGGAAUCCUGAGUGGUGUGAAUAAGUAUUCUACAGCAUUUGGAAGAAUCUGGCUAUCAGUGGUAUUUGUAUUCAGAGUUCUCGUGUAUGUGGUCGCCGCAGAGAAAGUAUGGGGAGACGAACAAAAAGAUUUUGAUUGUAACACUCGACAACCUGGUUGCACCAAUGUUUGCUAUGACCACUACUUCCCUAUAUCUCAUAUCCGACUUUGGGCUCUACAGCUCAUAUUUGUGACUUGUCCUUCACUGUUGGUCAUUAUGCACGUGGCUUACAGAGAAGAUCGAGAAAAAAAGAACAAGAUUAAAAAUGGAGAUAAAUGUAAUAAACUGUAUGAAAACCCAGGCAAGAAACAUGGUGGUCUGUGGUGGACCUAUCUUUUGAGCCUUUUCUUCAAAACUGGUAUAGAAAUAUCAUUCCUGUACAUCCUUCAUAAAAUGUGGGAUAGCUUUGACCUGCCAAGACUUGUUAAGUGUACGAAUGUGGAUCCAUGCCCUAAUAUUGUGGAUUGCUACAUUGCCCGACCAACUGAGAAGAAGGUUUUUACCUAUUUUAUGGUAGCAGCCUCUGCCCUCUGUAUCAUCCUAAAUAUUUGUGAGAUAUUCUACCUCAUUUCUAAAAGAGCUCUCAGAUGUGUUUCAAAGUAUAAGAAGUCCAAUAAACAUUCAGUUACCUACAGCAAAGCAUCAACCUGCCAGUGCCAUGUUCAUUUGGAUGCCUCAGAGAAGAAACCAAUUAACAAAACAUUGGAGUCUCUCAGAGCUUCUGCACCCAAUCUGACCUCUUUGUAAAAUGUUCAAAUUAAAGAUCAAGCAACAGUCAAGCAAGUCACCUAGGACACAGAACUUGUGCUGCCUUCUAUUUUGGUAAUGUUGAUCUAAAAUGUAUUGGAGAAGAUACUGGCAGUCAUAAUGUGGGGACUCUAUCUAAAUGAGCCUACAAGUACUUCUUUCAGAGCUGCCAAAAGAAAAUUCAAAAUGUGUGUUACCUAACUUAAGGAUGGACAUACCACUGAGACAUAGGAUAACAUUAUGAACACUAAAGAACAAAAGAAAAAAAAAAUAUGACUGUCUUCUGAAGUCAAGUCCUAUACAAAUCCUAUAAUAUGCAUUUCAUAGUUUAGAUACGAAAUGAUGUGACUCAACAAUUAAUGGAGAUCUUCAAAUGAAAGUAAUAGUUACUGCCACAAUAAACAUGUUGACAUAGACUGGACUAAUCUAAUGAACUACUUAUGUUAUUGGGAGUUGAAGAAGAAGAAAAAACAUUCUACAGUUAUACUAUAUGGAACAAGAUUGAUGUUGGUGACAUUUAUUCACAUGGUCCUCCAGAGGAACAGAGGAUCCUCAAAAAGGCUCUCAUUUUUAUACCCACAACAGGGUUUGUGAAGCUCAGAGAAGACAUUGUCACUUACAGAUGACCAGCUGCUAGGCUCUGUCACAUUUUUGGUUGUUUCUUAUUAAUGAUAUGACUCGUGUAGACAAAAAUAGCAGAGUUUACAAGGUAAUCAAAACAGGACAUUUGUUCUAGCCACCUGGAGGAUGUGCCCUCAGAUUUACCUCUUAUGGUUGGACUACAAUAACUCAGUUGUUUUUGUUUCUUUCAUCAAAACACUGGAAAACACUUUUUGGAUAUAUUUCGAUAAAAAAAAACUGAGUAUGAAUAAAAUUCUGGCUAUAACACGUAAUGUUUGAUAUCCUACAGCGACUAAGCUAGCGAUUAUGCUUGGUUCCAAUUCUAGGUCUAUUUUUACUCAUGUUUAUCGCAAUGGAUGGGAAUUAGGAUAAUAAUAGAGACAUUAAAUUAGUUACGUCCAUUUAGAAUGCAUCUGUACUAGAAAUAUU